This is a messenger RNA of Penicillium roqueforti, 1092 nucleotides long. RefSeq names its product DODA-type extradiol aromatic ring-opening family dioxygenase. Bases 1 to 1092 code for a protein of 363 amino acids. Gene Ontology annotation, molecular function: oxidoreductase activity, acting on single donors with incorporation of molecular oxygen; zinc ion binding; ferrous iron binding. NCBI's taxonomy places the organism in Eukaryota, Fungi, Ascomycota, Eurotiomycetes, Eurotiales, Aspergillaceae. The transcript has 4 exons. The record is from RefSeq and is a predicted model, not a curated record.
AUGUCUUCCGAAAGCCGACAUAACGACUCGGAAACACGAACACCCCAUUCAUUCAGCGGACACAAAAUCGCUCUUGUCACUCUUUUGACCGUUCUCACGGCUGUACUUAUUGCUCUAUUCUGGGAAGACACCGCCAAUCUGUUCGGCUUCCGACGCCUCCUUGGAUCCUGCGCGCGCUCAGCGGCAGUACCUCUAUCUGCUUCAACUUCCAUUGCAGCAGCUGCGACAGUGAAGGGAAACUCAGACGUAAAAUCCAGCAUGAAAACACCUAUUUACUUCCUCAGCCAUGGCGGGCCAAACGUCAUGUACGAGACCGAUCACCCGGCUUACCGUAAGCUCGGGGAGAUUGGGCGCGAGAUAACAACCAAGGUGAAGCCGAAGGCUGUCGUGGUAUUCUCGGCGCAUUGGCAGGCCGGUCGAAAUACGAUCCAGGUGAAUACCGCCGAGAAGACUGAUUUGAUCUAUGACUUCUAUGGCUUCCCAGGUCAUUACUAUAAAGAGAAGUACCCAAAUGUGGGUAGCAAGGAAUUAGCAAAUGAAGUCCUGAGAUUGUUGAAAGAAGCCGAUAUCCCGGCCGAGGGCGUUGAGCGCGGACUCGACCACGGCAUCUGGGCUAGCUUCAAGUGCGCCUUCGAGCCAGAAACAAACCCACUGAACGUUCCCAUCGUGCAAGUCUCGCUCUUCAACACAGAAGACCCAGACCAGCACUACCGACUCGGACAGGCAGUCGCGAGUCUUCGCGAGCAGAAUAUCCUGAUCAUCGUGUCCGGGAUGGCCGUGCAUAACCUGCGCGAUAUGCGGUUUGCCUUUGGCAGUUCGACCCCGAUGCCGUAUGCGGUUAGCUUCGACGAGGCGCUUAAGGAUGCCGUGACGACUGCGCCUGCUGAACGGCAGAAGGCCAUGGCUGAGCUAUUAAAGAGACCAGACGCACGCCAGGCUCAUCCUUCCUUCGAGCAUUUGCUGCCUAUUCAUAUUGGGGCUGGUGCUGCGGCCGAGGACCUGGGGAAGAGGAUCUGGACGUUCCCCGAGGGGAGUAUGAGCUGGGCGCAGUAUCGGUUUGGUGAGGUUGGCAAUGUUAGUAGCGCGUUGUAA